Molecule: messenger RNA, 1044 nt
Organism: Psilocybe cubensis
Lineage: Eukaryota; Fungi; Basidiomycota; Agaricomycetes; Agaricales; Agrocybaceae
Exons: 7
Coding region: 1-1044 (347 amino acids)
Biological process (GO): Golgi to plasma membrane protein transport; regulation of exocytosis
Cellular component (GO): cytosol; cortical endoplasmic reticulum; plasma membrane
Molecular function (GO): phosphatidylinositol transfer activity
Source: RefSeq, a predicted model, not a curated record
AUGUCUACAGACGCAUCUAAAGCUACACCAGCAGCAGCAGGGGCUGUACCAGAACCCACUGUGGCACCACACAAUCAGUCUUCCGUUGCACCCGCCCAAGUAACUGCCGCUCCCACUAGCAUUUCCGAGGCCCACCCCUCGAAUCCAAAGGCAGGACAAGCAGCCACUCCUUCACAGACAGCGGCCGGCACUUCCUCAGAAUCUGAUCAUACUUUAGCGAUAGCUAACGAACUUCAGAAUCCACUGACAAAGAAGUUUACCGAAGCAGAAUGGAGAGCUCUCUUUGAAUUUCGAGCCCAACUUCCUGACAUAUUUGCGCAAGCAUAUCCAGACAACGGUCAAGCUCGAGAGCUUCCUGUUACUAUCUGGGGUGUUACGAUCAACCCAGCUACUCCUCAGGACGAUGCCCGAGUCAGUGUUGUCCUAUUGAAAUUCCUUCGAGCAAGGAAUUUGAGUGUCACCGAAGCCCGCGACAUGUUCAUCAACACCCUCAGAUGGCGCGAAUCAUUCAACAUUGAGGCCGCUCUCAAAGAGGAGUUUCCUGAAGAAGUAUUCGGGAAGUUAGGCUAUAUCUACGGCAAGGACAACGGCGGAAGACCAGUGGCAUACAAUAUCUAUGGCGGUAAUUCUGAUCUUAAAGCCGUCUUUGGAGAUAUUCAGCGCUUCAUUCGGUGGCGGGUGGCAUUCAUGGAGAAAAGCGUAGCACUUCUAGAUUUCGUCGAGAUCGACCAAAUGAUACAAGUUCAUGAUUACCUUGGCGUCAGCUUUACCACCCGUGAUGCUAACUCUAAAGCAGCUGCAUCUGAGGCAACUAAUAUCUUCCAAAGCCAUUAUCCUGAACUUUUAUAUAAAAAAUUUUUCAUCAACAUUCCGACUAUCUUCAACUGGAUUUUUUGGCUCUUCAAACCCCUUAUCUCAGCCAAUACUUUGGCAAAGAUGUCUGUCGUCGGCACAGGGCAGGAAGCAAUCAGAAAGGCUCUAUCGCCCUUCAUCGAUUCCAAAGAGCUUCCUGAAAGGUAUGGUGGCGAAGCAAAGGCUUUCUAG